Molecule: messenger RNA, 1074 nt
Organism: Hypomesus transpacificus
Lineage: Eukaryota; Metazoa; Chordata; Actinopteri; Osmeriformes; Osmeridae
Gene: mrpl1
Product: mitochondrial ribosomal protein L1
Exons: 9
Coding region: 36-1007 (323 amino acids)
Source: RefSeq, a predicted model, not a curated record
UGUUUCUUCACGGUCACACCAGUGUGAAAGCCAACAUGGCAACAUGCACGAGAAGCCUUUUAAAAGUUGUAGCAGGAUGCCAAAGACAGCUCCUAAAUGCAGGUUGUCCAACAUACUCCUACAACACACCCGCCUCUCUAACUGCACCCAGGCAACUCACAGUAAGGACCUUUGCGGCCGUGAAGCCGAAAAGACAAGACAAGAAGAAAGAGGAGAAGAAAGUAAAAGAGGAGAAGAAAGAGAAGAAGGUGAUCGAUAAUACGGGCCGCCACAAGCCGUUUGGUCUAACGGCGUGGGCUCCUGUUGAUGACGUGUACUUGUCGCGGUACUACCCGCGACCUUCCCAUGGGGCUGCAGAGGCUGUCGAUAUGCUGAAGAGCUUUCAGAAGCUGGACCUCACACCCCCACACCAGUCUGUUUAUAUCGAGCUGAAGCUGGACAUGAAACUAGAGAAGAAGAAAAAGGUAGAUACCUUUGUCAGCACUGUUCACUUACCACACCCAUUUAAGACCGAAGCAAACAAAGUAGGAGUCUUCACAGAGGAUCCUGAUCAGGCCAGCCUGGCCCUGCAGAAUGGGGCUGCCUUCGCGGGGGGAGCAGACCUGGUGCAGAAGAUCUUGGAUGAUGAGGUGGAUGCUGACUUCUACGUGGCUGUGCCAGACAUGCUCCCCAAACUAGUUCUUUUGAAGAACAAACUGAGAAAAAAGUUUCCCAAGAGCAGGAGAGGGUCUGUGGGCAUAAACAUUCCCAAGAUGCUGGAGCUGUUCAAGACGGGUCAUGAGUACCUGGUGGAGAAGGAGUGCUACGUCAGCACACAAGUGGGCUUGCUGGACAUGCCCAAGGAACAGUUACUUGCCAACAUCCAGACAGUCCUUGUGGAUGUGUGUACCCACCGGCCAGCCAGCUACGGGCCGUUCAUAGAGAGAGCCAUCAUCUCAAGCCAAACAAGUGAGGCUCUGCACUUCAGCAGUGAAGAACUCCUGCCCAAAGAGCUCCAGAAAGAGUGAAAGUAUUGGUCAUAAAACCACCAUGUACGUGUGCAUAGUUACUGUAUUAAAACAUUUAAAAUAUGAA